This is a messenger RNA of Macroventuria anomochaeta, 2268 nucleotides long. Its product is annotated as ARM repeat-containing protein. Gene Ontology annotation, cellular component: nucleus; nucleoplasm; cytoplasm. NCBI's taxonomy places the organism in Eukaryota, Fungi, Ascomycota, Dothideomycetes, Pleosporales, Didymellaceae. The record is from RefSeq and is a predicted model, not a curated record. Gene Ontology annotation, molecular function: protein binding; nuclear import signal receptor activity. Gene Ontology annotation, biological process: NLS-bearing protein import into nucleus. The coding region runs from base 122 to 1789 and encodes 555 amino acids. The transcript is spliced from 3 exons.
CACGCAGCGGACCAAGCAAGAUCCAUUUAAUCCCCUGCAAACAAACACUGCUUGUCUCCCCGCCCCUCCCUCAAGCAGACUCACUACCACCACUCCGUCUACACACAUAGGCGCCGCAAGCAUGGCUGACAAGUACAUCCCCGAGCACCGCCGCACAACUUUCAAGGCCAAGAGCGCCUUCAAGCCUGACGAGCUCCGCCGUCGCCGCGAGGAGCAGCAGGUCGAGAUCCGCCGGGCGAAGCGUGAAGAGAACCUCGCAAAGCGCCGCGGCAUUGGAGGCGGCGCCGACCGGCCCGGAGCCUCGCUGGGUGCUGCACCAGACAGCGACGAUGAGGGCGGCAACAUCGAGGGACAGCUCAACGAGGAGCUCCCCCAGAUGGUCAAAGGCGUCUUCUCCGAGCAGAUCGACGAGCAGAUCCAGGCGACGACAAAGUUCCGCAAGCUCCUGUCGAAGGAGCGCAACCCUCCCAUCGAGCGCGUUAUCGAGACGGGCGUUGUCAGCCGCUUCGUAGAGUUCCUCCGCUCUCCCCACACACUGGUGCAGUUCGAGGCAGCAUGGGCCCUCACCAACAUUGCCUCCGGUUCCGCACAGCAGACACAGGUCGUCAUCGAGGCUGGUGCCGUCCCCAUUUUCGUCGAGCUUCUGAGCAGCCACGAGCCGGACGUCAGGGAGCAGGCGGUGUGGGCUCUUGGUAACAUUGCCGGUGACAGCCCCGCAUGCCGCGACUUCGUCCUCCAGGCUGGUGCUCUCCGCCCGCUGCUUGCUCUUCUGGGCGACAGCCGGAAGCUGAGCAUGCUCAGGAACGCAACCUGGACUCUGAGCAACUUCUGCAGGGGAAAGACUCCCCAGCCCGACUGGCAGACUAUCCAGCCCGCCCUCCCUGUCCUCGCCAAGCUUGUCUACUCCCUCGAUGACGAAGUCCUUAUCGAUGCGUGCUGGGCUAUCUCCUACCUCUCGGAUGGCUCCAACGACAAGAUCCAGGCAGUCAUCGAGGCCGGCAUCCCUCGCCGUCUCGUAGAGCUCCUGAUGCACGCCUCCACAUCCGUCCAGACACCCGCUCUCCGAUCCGUUGGUAACAUCGUCACUGGUGAUGAUGUCCAGACCCAGGUCAUCAUCAACUGUGGUUCCCUGCCUGCUCUGCUCUCUCUGUUGAGCUCCACUAAGGAUGGCAUUCGCAAGGAGGCGUGCUGGACUAUCUCCAACGUCACUGCUGGUAACUCCACACAGAUCCAGGCGGUCAUCGAUGCCAACAUCAUUCCUCCCCUGAUCCACCUGCUCCAGAACGGUGACUUCAAGACCCGUAAGGAGGCGUGCUGGGCCAUCUCGAACGCUACCAGCGGUGGUCUGCAGAAGCCCGCUCAGAUCCGUUACCUCGUGCAGAGCGGAUGCAUCAAGCCCCUGUGCGACCUGCUCGUGUGCCCUGACAACAAGAUCAUCCAGGUCGCUCUCGACGGUCUUGAGAACAUCCUCAAGGUCGGUGAGAUGGACAAGGAGGCCGGUGCUGACGGCGCUGGCGAGCAGAUCAACCGCUACGCUCUCUUCAUCGAGGAGGUCGGCGGUAUGGAGAAGAUCCACGAGUGCCAGAACAACGCCAACGAGGAGAUCUACAUGAAGGCCUACAACAUCAUCGAGAAGUACUUCUCGGAUGAGGAGGGUGACGCAGAGAACAUGGCUGAGACCAACCCUGCCGUCAACCAGGAGGGUCACUUCGGUUUCGGCGCCGGCGGCCAGCAACAGCAGCAACAGAACUUCAACUUCGCCAACGGCGGUGACUCCAUGGACAUGUGAGCGGUCUGAACCAGACCACUAUUCCACACGCCAGCUCAAGCAUACGUUCAAGUGCUUCUCUCAGCGUGAGCGAGCCGUAAGAGCUACUCCAGCAGCUGCCACUGCCUGCCAGUACUCGACUUGAGAUCACGAUCAUCCAACGAUUUGAUGCACGACUCUUGGAGAAUUACGAUACACGCGCGCCUUUGGGAGUUCCCUUAUUCUUCGCAAUACCCCCAGUCUUCACUUCCGCCUCCCCUCUGUUUUUACGAAGCAUCGAAAGAUUCACCGUCUUGUAACCCCACCAUGUUUAUUAUCCGCAUCAUGUCCCUGGCGUUGCUAUUUGUUUAUCCCUAUCUUGUAUGGCUGAUGGGCAAGACUGGACUGGUUGGGCUGGGUGGUUUUAUCUGUUGGGCGGUCGCACCGUGAACGAACAGAUCAGUGAGCGGGCACAAUCUGCGUGCUCAACUCAUGCGUAGCAGCUAUUAGCUGUGGGAUAC